Messenger RNA from Cannabis sativa, 1701 nucleotides. Its product is annotated as ABC transporter G family member 53-like. The transcript has 2 exons. The record is from RefSeq and is a predicted model, not a curated record. The coding region runs from base 750 to 1040 and encodes 96 amino acids. Lineage: Eukaryota; Viridiplantae; Streptophyta; Magnoliopsida; Rosales; Cannabaceae.
AGAGGAAAUAAUUAAAAGAACGGAAGAAUAUAAGAAUAUAAAAAUAAUAAUAAAAUAAGUUUGGAAAAUAAUUAAAUAAUGUGUAGUUAAAUUUAGAAAAUGAAAGUGUUUAGCUAAAUUUUUUUGAACUAUUUUAGCUGACUAUUUAACUUUUUUAGCUUUUAGUUAUUAUAGCUCGAUCACUCAAUGCAAAUUAUUAUUAAACACCACGGAUCAAGUCAAAUAUCUUUAUAUAUUAAAAGUGCCUAUCUAACGCCAAUUCUUGGUUUAACGAUUGUUUUUGGUUUAUCUGUUUAUUUUAACAGAAUAUACCCUUCUUUAACAGAAUAUUCAUAAUUAAUUUUAUAUUAUUUUAUAAAUUAUUCUAAUAAAAUAAAUAAAAUUAUUGAUAUUUUUUCAAUCGUUAACUGACAAAAUGAAAAAAAUAUUAUACAAUUUAGGUAUAGCCUAAAAACUUGGAAAGUAAUUAAGUAUUAUAUAAAGUAGCUACAUCCUUUUUGAAUUUUUGUAGCCUAGCAACGAGAAAACGACACCAGCGUUACAAGAAAUCACCGCUUCAAACAUCCAUGGCAAGGUAAGUUGAUCCUUAUUUUCACAUGUCUCUAAUUCUCUUCUCUCCUAUGAUAUUGAUUCUUUUGGUGUUGAUCUGUUGGUUACUGUCCUUGAGUCAGAGAAGAAGCCAAUGUUUUUUUUUUUGAAAAAGCUUAAAUGGAUGCUCUUUGAAGAUGUAAAAUAUUUCAAAAAGCUAAAUGGGUGCUCUUUGGAGAUGUAAAAUUUUUCAUAGGAUUCCGAUAUGGUGGAGAUGGUACUACUGGGGGUGUCCGAUAGCGUGGAGCUUGUACGGAUUGGUGGUAUCGCAGUAUGGUGAUGUAAAGGAAGAAAUGGACAAUGGUGAGAGUGUAGAAGAAUUUGUGAGACGUUACUAUGGGUAUGAUCGAGAAUUUCUUCCUGUGGUUGCUAUCGUCAAUGUGGCUUUCACUGUCACCUUCGCCUUCAUCUUUGUCCUUUCCCUUAAGGCAUUCAAUUUUGAGAGGAGAUAAUUAACUCAUUAUUUAUUUAUUCUUUUUUAUGGUAAAAAGUGAAAAAUAAAAUGAUUAAUAUAAAUUAUUGUUGAAGAGUAUAUGAUUAUUAAGUAUUCGUGUAUAUUAAACUUUAUUCGUGUAUAUUAAACUUUAUUUAAUAUUAUUAUUUUACAUCUAAAGUUGUUAGAGCACAUUAAUCAGCAGUGAUGAUGCUCUCGAGUAAGUUUUUUCCUAUGAAUUGCAGGCCCCGUUUUUAAUAUGAGUUUAGGAUUUUUCUUACUUUGAUUUUCUUACUUGGUGAGAUGGUUGUGUGAGUAUUUAAUGGGGCUGUUUUUCAUUGUGACAGGUUUAUUCAACCAACUUUCCAUUUCACAUCAAGAAAUUUGCAAAGAGGUUUGCUUGCAUUGCAAAAUCUGUUUUUUUUUUCUCCCCUUACUUCAUGUUGCCAGUGAUUUCACAAAUAAAACGUCAAGACCCAAUUCUCACAUAUUUUAACUUUGUCAAAGUUUGGUUGAAGUAGUAGUUACAUGAAAAGUAAUGACUUAAGUACAAUUGAGUUGUGGUUGGCUGAUUAUCACUCAAUAUUAUUGCCUCUUGUGAAAUCGGUGAAAUCGUACUUGAGGGUUUGUAUUCAUUGAAAAUUUAUAGGUUAAAACUUUAACUAAUAAUUCUCUUCCCC